CACCACCACCACGAGCACCAUCUCGGCCGCCUCCUACGCCGCCGAGCUGACCAAGCAACAAUAACAGCAACAACAACAAUAACAAUAACAAACACAAUUCCGCAAAUCCGCACCCCUCAGCCUCUAGCCAGCGGCAACGGCAUCUACCAGCGCUUCCACCACCCCGGACUAGCGCUCACCCCUUGUCCCGCCCAUCUCCCUCCCUCCCUCCUCGCCACCAUUACAUACGACUUUGCGACCGUGCUGCCCAUGGCCUCGUCCUCGGCAGCGAUACCCGCUGAGCCCAAAGCCAAGCGCACUCACGCGCGGCGAUCAUGCGACCUGUGCAAGAUUCGCAAAACGCGCUGCGAGCUGCCCGACCUCGACGUGCCGUCCUCGUCCGACCCUCUGCCCGUCGACAAGUCGUGCCACCGAUGCAAGGUGCUGGCUCUGCCCUGCGUCGUCGACGACAGCCGCAUGAAGAAGCGGCGCAAGAAGGACUCGCUCCCGAUCGGCGCUGUGGGGCCGGGGCCGUCCUCGUCAGCCUCGGCGGCAUCAAAACGCGCAUCGGCGUCGUCCGGCCGGACUCCAAGCGAGGGGUUCCAAAAGCGCUCCCGCUCCUCUCUUAGCCGCCCGAGCUCGGGGGGACGCAGCGCAGACGACUGGGGACCGGUCAACGUCGUCAACUACGAUGUGGACGUGUCCGCCGCCUUCCAGAUCACGAUCACGCCGACGUUCGUCCAGCCCCAGCCGCAAUGGGGGUCGCCGCAGGGAAGCACCACAUCGGGCCGACAAUCGGCCCCUCUCCCUGCCCCGCCGAGAAAUGUCCGCCUCCACGGCCGCCCCCUCUCCCUCAUGGGCGCCUUACUCAGCGUCGCUUCCGGCAAUACCUACGGAAACGUCAAGCGGCGCGUGGUCAUCGUGGACGACGUCGACCUCGAUCAGCUCAUAGAUGCGCGCUUGCGCGUCCGCCUCGGGCCCGGGUACGCCCAGCUCCGGACAUUCCACCCGCACCUGCAGCCCCUCGCAGAUCUGUUCAGCAUCUUGCGCGAGACGCCCGGCGAUCUCUGCGUGCAGCUGCUCCUCGCUACUGCGGUGUAUGUGGCGUCGCUGUCUCUGGGGCCUGACCCCGAGGCGCAGGUGCUCCGCGACCAGCUGGCGCCGACGAUCCAGAACCUGCAGUACAACGUCCUCGCGCACCAGCCGGGGUCGUUCCAUGCGAUCCAAGCGCUCGAGGUGCUGACGCUGCACGCGCCACUCUCCCCCGCGCUUCCGCUGCAGCUCAUGGACCCGUCGUCGCUGGGCGCGGCGCGCGGUGUGAUCGGUGUGGCGCUCAACAUCGCCAACAGCCUCAACUUCAACGCCAUGGUCAACGGGCCGCUCGAGCGCUGGCCCAACCCCGACUUCUGGCUGUGGCUUGGGCUACGGGCGGGCGAAGCCCAAAUGGCGUUCGAAGACGAGCGGCCCAGAAAACCCGCGCUGCUCGGCGAAGCGCGCGCGCUCACGUGGGCACUGACGUCGCCCGAAAACGACCAGCAGUGGGUGUCGGCGGCGUCGAUGGACGACCCGGCCGAGCUGUUGGGCAAGCUCGCGGUCGCGGACCGGCUGGCCCGGUUGGAGGAGCUGCACGACACGUACGGCCGCCUGCGCGGCAUCUUGGACACGGUGGCGGGCGCGGCGGACUGCGACGGGCAGCACGUCAUCCAAGACGAGAUAGAGGGGUACACCGCGCGCCUGGGGGAGAUUGACCGCCGCCACGACAACAUCCUGGGCAUGUUGGCCGGCGCGUGGGCGCGCGCGGCGGACGCGAAAGGCGUGCUGGCGCCGGCAUCGCUCGCGGCCGGCUGGAAGGCGUACCGCGCCAUCCGGCGCAUGUGGGAGAUGAUGAAGGUCUACCUCGUCGCGUUCCAAGCGCUCGUGGCGCUCCACUACCUCCCCGGAUCGAUGCACGCGACCAGCGGCCUCCCGACGCACUUUGCGCCGGCGCAGGCGAUCCACUAUGCGUUCUCGCGCGCCAACAACCCGCACGACAUCCUCCUCGCGUUCGCAUCGACCACGCGCGCCGCCGACGACAUGCGCAACCUCUCCAAGUUCCGGGGCGUCCAAGCCGAGCGGCUGCUCAACGCGUUCAUCGAGCUCGCGCCCGCCCUCGUGCCGAGCAUGGGCGGCGCCGCCCUCGUGCCCCUGCACGACGUCAUGGCCAUGGUCGUCGAGUGCGCCAAGGGGUUGAUGGAACAACGCGCCUCGAGCCUGACAUACCACCGGUCGGUGCGCACGCUGCCCCCGACAAUCCCGCUGCCGAGCUGGGCGGGCUCGCUGUCGCAGAUCUCCCAAAUCCUGCGCGGCCUCAGCGACCUGCGCGUCGAGCACGACGACAACCCGGGCAGCGGGGAGAGCGUCGCGAACGGGUGCAGCAAUCUCCUCGGCUCGAUGGUGCGCAUCCUCCAAGAAUGGUCGGCGAUGGUCGAGCGCGACGGGGGCAUGGGCAUCCCUGUGCUGGCGUCGCUCGCGACGCUCGGCCCCCAAGCGCCGCCGCGCUUCGGCCUCCCCGAAACGCAGAGCCCGACGGCGAUCGGCGACCUCGCCGACACGCCCAUGCGCAGCGCCUCGACGGGCGCACUCGACGCCGCCGGCUUCUACAUGCCCUCAGACAGGUGGAUGGCCGACGAGCGCUCCAUGUCCCUGCCCCCGCAGUCGUCGCUCAGCACCCCCGUCCUCUCCGCGCCAGAGUACACGCACAUGGUGAUGGGCGCGGGCGCGGGCGCGGGCGUCCCCGGCCCCGGCUCCGGCCCACCGCCGCCGGGACCCGACCCGCACGAGUACUCCCCCGCUUUCGACCUCUUCGGGUUCACGUACCCCGGCGUGCCGCACGCGCCGAGCGCGUUCGACCCGCGCGCCCAAAUCGCGCUCCACGGACACUUGCCUCUCGCACGCACGCCGCCUGCAGUCGGCCCCGGCCCCGGCCCCGGACCAGGACCAGGACCAGGACCAGGCCAUGGCCCCGGCGCCGCGUUCAUGCAGCCGCAGCCGCGGUAUGACGAGUAGGACACUGACAAUGAACAUGCAUGUAUCAU
This is a messenger RNA of Cutaneotrichosporon oleaginosum, 3053 nucleotides long. RefSeq lists its product as uncharacterized. The record is from RefSeq and is a predicted model, not a curated record. Gene Ontology annotation, molecular function: DNA-binding transcription factor activity, RNA polymerase II-specific; zinc ion binding. Lineage: Eukaryota; Fungi; Basidiomycota; Tremellomycetes; Trichosporonales; Trichosporonaceae. Gene Ontology annotation, biological process: regulation of DNA-templated transcription.